UAUUCGUUUUUGUGCUCUCGACGCUGUCGGAACGUUUUAAAAAUAAACGCGGAACGUACCAAAUUAGCCGACUACAAAUAAAACUAUAGCUAAACUCUAAGUUCAAAUUGGAAUUCAAAUUGGAAACUGAACGACACUUCGGUUCAAUAACAGAAACUAUCGCAUUCUAGCACAACAAUAAAAUAAACAUAAACCUCAACAUGUUCAGCUCGUUUACAGCCUCUUUGAAGAACUUUGGCGACAAGACCGCCAACUUGUUCAGCAAGAAGAAGGAUGAGGCUGAGAAGCUGGCCAACGACAAAGCCAUCGAGGCCCAGAAGCUAGCCGAGGAGCAGGCCAAGAAGGUGGGACAAUCCGUGCAGCAGACCAAGAGUGAGGCCGAGCAGCUGGCAACCAGCACAGCUAAGGAUGCUGCUGCAUUGGCCGCUGCCGAGGCACAGAAGGCUGGCCAGGUCAUUGAUCAGGGUGUGAAUCGUGCCGCCGGCGCUGUCAACCAAGGCAAACAGGCUGUGGACAAUACGGUGCAACAGGCAGCUGUGGCAGCACAGAACACCAAGCAGGUGGCAGCCAAUGUUGCGGAGGCAUCGCAACGUGCUGCUGCUAAUGCCGUCGACCAGACCAAAAAGGCAGCCAAUGAGGCGAUCAACAAGAGUGUCAAGGCAGCCGAAUCUGUUGCCGAUCAGAAGCUCAAGGAGGCCGAGGGUGCCAUCGAUGGCGCCAUGAAGCAGACCAGCCAUGUGGUUGACCAGAAGCUGCACGAGGCCAACCAGUAUGUCGACCAGAAGCGCGAGGGUCUCGAGAAGAAUAUCCAGGAGGUUGCCAGCCACGCACAGGAAAGUGCCGGACAGCAGACCUCACAGCUGUUGGGCAAACUGCAUCUCGGUCAGAAGUAGAUACACCCUACUACCCUACAUUCAUCCCCACUCCCAUAAAAAAAAUAAAAAGCAACAAAAAUAACGUAAUUAAUUUCAUCUGUGUGAACAAAGAAAAAUGCUUUUAACAAAAAAACAAACAAAAAAAAAGAUGGGAAAUUUGCUUCAAUGUAACAAGUGCCAGUAAUGUGAUUGCUAAAUAAUAAUUGAUAAAUGUAUUUUUGGAUUUCACUUUUUUAUAUUCAGCGAUAUUUAUGUUUGAUUUUAUAUAUUGAGAACUUUUAUUGCAGCGCAGCUUUUGAUAUGAAAAUUUAUGUGCACACAAUUGAAUUUUUCUCUAAGAAACUACAAUGAUUUUUGACAUUAAGUUGUAAUUGUUUUAUACAGACCAAUUUGUUACUUUGAAGCAUUUUAUAUAUGUAUACUUAUAUGUUUAUAUGAGAAAAGAGUAGAGAAAGAAAUGAAAAUUAAAUUAAUACUGAGCUAUAAUUUUAAUAAGUAAAUUCUGUUCUAUGUAGAAUUGUAUGAUUAAGUACUUUUAACUUUUGCACAAUAUAUUACAAAUGUGUUUUGCAAAUGCAAA
Messenger RNA from Drosophila innubila, 1455 nucleotides. RefSeq names its product protein DR_1172. The transcript is spliced from 3 exons. The coding region runs from base 201 to 893 and encodes 230 amino acids. The record is from RefSeq and is a predicted model, not a curated record. Lineage: Eukaryota; Metazoa; Arthropoda; Insecta; Diptera; Drosophilidae.